CGUUUAACGUAGGAGGGGGUUUAGCUUAAAUAGCGUUUAAAAAAAGGAUAAAGAUGCGAGUGAAGGAGAAGAAGAGGGCAGAGGAAGCGGAGCUCAAAUAGAAAGCAACAAAAUCCUUGUGCUGGAACUGUUUUUCUCCUAUCGCAAAACUUAAUUUCCACACAAGCGGUCCAAUUGCCUCCAAGGAAAAAGAUAGAAUAGUGAACUGACCAUCUUCUUCUUCAGAUAAGCUAUCUGAUGGCGUGUAUACCAUGUGGAGGUGCAUGGUCAGUGCAUCUGAGGCUACAGCAUCAAUGUUUGGCAGGACGUUCUUUGCCACAAGCUUCUACUAUUGUGCAGCCACAGCGAGUGACAAAUCUUCAUUGCAGUGGCUGGAGUAUAGAGAAUACUUUGGCUUCAUCAAAUUCAAGCUUCCUUGCAAAAGAAUCUAUCAGUUUAAUGUUUGAUUCAAGCUUAUAUUUCCGGGGUUCUAGACGACGAGGCAAUAGACUAGUUGUCAGAGCAGAUUCGGACUAUUACAGCAUCCUUGGAGUUUCUCGCAAUGCAAGCAAGUCUGAAAUAAAAAGUGCUUAUCGGAAACUUGCAAGGCAAUAUCAUCCUGAUGUAAACAAAGAAGCAGGCGCAGAGGUCAAAUUCAAGGAAAUAGGCAAGGCUUAUGAGGUAUUGGCAGAUGAUGAGAAACGCACCAUUUAUGACAAAUAUGGUGAAGCUGGGCUCAAGGGUGCAGGUGCAGGUCCUGGGGAUUUUAGCAAUCCAUUCGAUAUUUUUGAAUCAUUAUUUGAAGGUAUGGGGGGUAUGGGUAGCAUGGGAGGCAGAGCAUCUCGAAACAGGCCGAUGCAGGGAGAUGAUGAGAGGUAUAAUUUGGUUCUUAAUUUUAAAGAGGCAGUUUUUGGAACAGACAAAGAAAUAGAAGUCACCCGACUUGAGAACUGCACAACUUGCGAUGGAUCUGGGGUGAAGCCAGGGACUAAACCAACUACCUGCAAGACAUGUGGAGGUCAAGGGCAGGUUGUGACAGCAGCACGGACACCAUUGGGUGAUUUUCGACAAGUCUCGACUUGCCAAGUUUGUGGUGGAACUGGAGAAAGUGCAACAUCUUGUACCGCAUGUCGAGGGGAUGGACGAGUGAGACGCACAAAGAGAAUCAGCUUGAAAGUUCCAGCUGGUGUUGACUCAGGCAGCCGUCUUCGGGUUCGAUCUGAAGGAAAUGCAGGCAAAAGAGGUGGCCCUCCUGGAGACCUGUAUGUAUUUAUUGAAGUGCUCUCAGAUCCUGUGUUGAAACGUGAUGGGUCAAAUAUACUCAUAACAUGCAAGGUUUCGUACAUUGAUGCUAUUCUAGGGACAACUGUUAAGGUUCCAACUGUAGAUGGCAUGGUUGAUCUUAAAAUACCAGCUGGAACACAACCUAGCACAACUUUAGUGAUGGCAAAGAAGGGUGUUCCCUUACUUGGGAAGCCAAAUUCACGUGGGGAUCAGCUGGUGCGUGUCCAGGUUGAAAUUCCUAAGCGCCUCAGUACUGAGGAAAGAAAACUGAUUGAAGACCUUGCUAACCUGAACAAAGUCAAGGCUGCAAGUAGAUGAUACCUUGUGCUUUAAUGAUUUACUAUCUGCAAUUUUCAACAUUGGUUCUGACUUCUGAGUAAUAUGUAUGCAGAUGAGUCAAGGUAUAAUCCAUAUGCUUAUAGUGCCUUUCAAAUCCAUCUUGGGAUACUGUGGGAACCUUACAUGCUAAUCUUUUACAAGUAUGUGACUCACAGUUAGGCCAUAUCAUUAAUCCCUGACUGAUGAGUGUAGUUGGAUCAUAUCACUCAAAAUAGCAGGUCUGUCUGCUUGAUGGUUUGUGAAUGCAUACCUACCUUAGUCUAGAUGUAACAUUGCUUGCUUCCUUGUCACAUGGCAGUUGGAGAUCUUGUAAGUUAGGUAGUCAGAUAUCCAUUCUUUGUAAGGUAGUUUUUUGUAAGGUAGUUUAUGAGUGGCCUGGCUUUGGAAAUCACUGCCAUGGAAGCUGUUUUGCAAUUUUAACACUUCAAAAUAAACUACUUUUAGGGAAGGUCUUUUCACAUACAUUUAUUACAUUUAUCAGAGCCAUUUCUCAUUUUCUUCUUUUACUUUUCUGCCUCUGAAGGUAGAGGUUCCUCAUACGUUAAAAGAAUUAUAUUUAUUCAUAAAAGGAUCUAAACAUUGUUGCCAAUGGGACUGUUUUUGAUUGCCCCAUUUUUUCAUACAUAUUUAUAGUCCGUCUUUUCUAUA
Molecule: messenger RNA, 2250 nt
Organism: Cryptomeria japonica (Japanese cedar)
Lineage: Eukaryota; Viridiplantae; Streptophyta; Pinopsida; Cupressales; Cupressaceae
Product: chaperone protein dnaJ A7A, chloroplastic
Exons: 8
Coding region: 238-1581 (447 amino acids)
Biological process (GO): protein refolding; response to heat
Cellular component (GO): cytoplasm
Molecular function (GO): heat shock protein binding; ATP binding
Source: RefSeq, a predicted model, not a curated record